AUGCAUCUAGCUCGUUCGCUUAAACAAUCUAAUUGCGAUAUACGGCUUCUUUGGGGGUCGGUAUUCAUGAGAAUGGCAAGUUAUGGCCUAACUAAUCAAGUUCUAACUCUAUAUCUCGAAUCAUUGGGUGUAUCGGAAACAAAUAUCGGAUUAUUUAUGACGCUAACAUUGGUAGGUGAUACCAUUAUAUCAUAUUUUUUAACGUGGUAUGCAGAUCAUAUAGGACGGAGACUUGUCAUGAUCAUCGGGACACUUAUGAUGAUCACAUCUGGUUUAACAUUUGCCUUUUGCUCUAAUUUCAUGAUUUUGCUAAUUGCAGCUAUAUUUGGAGUUAUUUCUCCAUCUGGGGAUGAAACGGGGCCUUUCAAGAGCGUGGAGGAAGCAUCAAUUGCACACUUAACACCGCAUAACCAUAGACCAGAAAUAUUUGCAUUUCAUGGGUUGUUUGCGACGGCUGGUGCAGCACUUGGGUCAUUAUUCUGUGGAAUUAUCGUUGACCAUUUACAUUUGAAUUUGGGUUGGUCGACUGAAAACAGUUAUCGUUUCAUAUUUAUAGUUUAUUCUGGCAUAGCAGUGGUCAAGUUUGUAUUCAUGAUAUUUUUAACUGAGAAAUGUGAGGUUUACUACGACGAUAACGAAUUAUCGGAUGAUUCUACGGAAGAAUCAUCUUUAUUGGAUGAAAACGUUUAUGGAGAAGAAUCGUCGAAUGCAGUUAGAGGUUCCAAUGGAAAACUGAAAUUUUCGGGCCUUUCGCCACAGACUAAGCACUAUUUAUCUAGAUUAUUGGUUAUUUUCAUGCUUGAUUCGUUGGGUUACGGCUUUAUGCCAUCAUCAUGGGUAGUAUAUUAUUUCAAGAAAGUUUUUAAGGUUACUUCCACAGGCUUAGGUGUGUUAUUCUUUCUUACAAAUUCCAUCGAUUCUAUUUCUUCAUUGCCUUCUGCUUAUUUUGCAAAGAUCUUGGGUCCUGUCAAGGCAAUAUUAUUCACCCAAGCACCAUCCGCUAUAUUUUUUAUCUUGAUCGCAUUUACAAACAAAUUUAUAGCAGCGUCUGUAUGUUUGUUAUUAUAUUUUUCUACGUCUACUAUGGAUGUUGUUCCACGGCAAGUUUUGUUAACUUCUAUUAUGCCGAAUAAUGAGUUGACGAAAGCUAUGGGUAUUGUGAACAUAGGAAAAACCUUUGCUAGAUGUGUUGGUCCAAUUUUUACUGGAAAGUUAGCAGAAAAAAAGCUCUUACAUUAUGCAUUCGUAAUCAAUGGGAGUUGUGUCUUACUAGCCGAUUUAAUUCUAGCUACAAACUUUCUUCAAUUGGAUAAAGAGAUCUUAAAGAAACAGAAAAUUGAUUACAACAUACAAUAA
This is a messenger RNA of Debaryomyces hansenii CBS767, 1356 nucleotides long. RefSeq lists its product as uncharacterized. The transcript has a single exon. Gene Ontology annotation, molecular function: transmembrane transporter activity. NCBI's taxonomy places the organism in Eukaryota, Fungi, Ascomycota, Pichiomycetes, Serinales, Debaryomycetaceae. Bases 1 to 1356 code for a protein of 451 amino acids. The record is from RefSeq and is a predicted model, not a curated record. Gene Ontology annotation, cellular component: fungal-type vacuole membrane. Gene Ontology annotation, biological process: transmembrane transport.